Sphaerodactylus townsendi is the source of this 1097-nucleotide messenger RNA. It is a transcript of the gene EXOSC4, whose product is annotated as exosome component 4. NCBI's taxonomy places the organism in Eukaryota, Metazoa, Chordata, Lepidosauria, Squamata, Sphaerodactylidae. Gene Ontology annotation, biological process: U4 snRNA 3'-end processing; poly(A)-dependent snoRNA 3'-end processing; rRNA catabolic process. Gene Ontology annotation, cellular component: nuclear exosome (RNase complex); nucleolus; cytoplasmic exosome (RNase complex). The record is from RefSeq and is a predicted model, not a curated record.
UCCCCGACCGCGCAGGCGUAGUGGCGCGGGGCAUGCCGGGCGAGGUAGUCCUUCGCGGGGCGGGCUGGGCGGCAGCAUGUCGGGGCUGGAGCUGCUGUCGGGGCAGGGCUUCCGCCUGGACGGGCGCCGGGCCGGCGAGCUGCGGCAGGUGCGCGCCCGCAUGGGGGUCUUCGCCCAGGCCGACGGCUCCGCCUACCUGGAGCAGGGCAACACCAAGGCGCUGGCCGUCGUCUACGGGCCCCACGAGAUGCGCGGCUCCCGCAGCAAAGCGCCGCCGGACCAGGCGCUGGUCAACUGCCAGUUCAGCAUGGCCACCUUCAGCACGGGCGACCGCAAGCGCCGGCCCCACGGAGACCGCCCCGCCGCCGAGAUGAGCCUCCACCUCAAGCAGACCUUCGAGGCCGGCAUCCUCACCCGCCUCUACCCCCGAUCCCAGAUCGACAUCUACGUCCAGAUCCUGCAAGCCGGGCCGGUCAGGAACUACAUGCCUCGUGGAACGCGAGCCACCCUGGCGUGUCAUCGACGCCUCGGCGCAUCCCCGGAGCGCGGAUUACGCUUAUGCGUGACGCCCUUGGCUUCGACCUAAAUCUGCUACGUGGAGGAAGCGUCAAGGGGGCCCCAGCUGGCCCUGGGCUGCCCAGGAGAUCAAGACUGGUAGAUGCAGCCCUGCCUGCUGGAGAUGAACGCCCGGCUGCACGAAGACCACCUGGAGCGCAUCCUGGAGGCCGCCAGCAAGGCCUGCAGAGACGUCUACGCCGUGCUCGACCAGGUGGUGCGGGAGCACCUGCAGGAGGUGACGGCAAGCUGCUUUCGGCAAAGUAGCUCCAGCCCCUAGGCUGCGCCGGUCCGCUCUUGCUUGCCUCCGGAGCUGGCUGGCUCUGGUCCCGCAGCCUCCUCAGGGUCCCAGAGGGGAAGGGGGGGAGCUGUGUGGGGAGGGGGGAAGCUGGGGGGACUCUUCCCUCCCUCGGCUGCUGUGCCCCUGCCGUCUGUUUGGGAAGAACCGGUGGGGUAGGGGGGGAUCUGCACCUGACUGUUUGUACAAAAUGCCGUCUUCUUUUUUUAUUCAUCAUCAAAGAAUAAAUAUUCUUCCAAAGAAA